Molecule: messenger RNA, 2810 nt
Organism: Paralichthys olivaceus (Japanese flounder)
Lineage: Eukaryota; Metazoa; Chordata; Actinopteri; Pleuronectiformes; Paralichthyidae
Source: RefSeq, a predicted model, not a curated record
AUGAAGGUCAGCGACAAACACAGGUAGAAAGGACAGAAGAAGAAUAGAGGGAGAAGAAUCCAAGUGUUUUUAAUGUGUUGUUGCCAUGGUCUAACCACUGCUCCGUGACAAAACGCCUGGAUGUGAAAAAGUAUUCACCUGUUGUCACCACCAACUCUCCACUCUUCUGUGUCCCUGAGUCCGAUGGCAAAGCGUGACCCGAACGAACCCCCUCCUCCUUACUACCCAAUUACUGUGCACACGUUGCCCCCCCUCAAGCCCUACGAUGAGGUAGUAUAUGGGGUGGGCCCAGGCCUGACACCCCCCACCCAGCCACAUUACAUCCCCCAGUACACGCCAACUGUGAUUGUUCCACAAGUCACACACUCAGGUAUACCCCCCAGCCAUAAGAGGAAGAGAUGCUGUGAGAAUAAUGCCCAGUGUUACGGAGGGUCAGGGGGAGUUUUCCUGGUCCUCGCUCUGCUGGCCCUGGCCAUCUGGCUUGGAGUCCGUUACGGCACCAGGCUGGCGACAGCGGCGAUCCUGUACGAUAAAGACGAUUAUUACGAAGAUGCAUCUUUACCCAAGUAUGACACCUGCCCCAACAAUACUGUCAAUUGUGAUGGAAAGAAAGACUGUAAGCUGGGUAGCGACGAAACAAAGUGUGUGAGAUUUGGUGAGGAAAACGUUCUGCAGGUCAAGACAUCUGAAGAUGGCCGCUUCCUACCAGUGUGCUUCAGUGGUUGGGACAGCAGCUACGCUCAACAGACCUGUGGUCAGCUAGGUUUCAGAAAGCACUUUGUCACCAAAGCAAUCAAAUCUCAGGAGUCUAUUGGUUUAGAAUUGACCCAAAGAGCACCAUUGCCUAUCCAGAGUCUGGUGAAAGUCAGUUCUUCCUGUCCAAACCAGGACAUUGUUUCCCUUCAGUGUGUGGACUGUGGUAAGCAGCAGUCUACAUCCCGGAUCAUUGGGGGCAGUUUAGCCAAGACAGGUCAGUGGCCUUGGCAGUUGUCGCUCCACUUCAGACAAUCCCACGUCUGCGGCGCAGUCCUGAUCUCCCCUGAUUUUUUGCUGACCGCUGCCCACUGCUUCCCGAGAGGCAACUCUUUGACUCUCGUAGCGGAGAACUGGAAAGUGUAUGCUGGAGCGGUGUCUCUGAAAAGUCUGCCUAAGCCUUAUCUGGUGAAGAGGAUCCUGCUCAACGAGAACUACAACAACAAGACUAAUGACUUAGAUGUUGCUCUGAUCAAACUUAAAUCUCCAGUUCAUUUCGACGAUAAAGUUCAACCAGUUUGUUUGCCAACAGUUGGCCAGAAAAUUUCCCAAGGAACGAAAUGCUGGACCUCUGGCUUUGGCACCACUGUAGCAGGUUCAGGCGAGGUCUCCAAUGAUCUGAUGGAAGUGACUGUGGACAUCAUUGAUAGACAAGUGUGUAACGGCCCCCGGGUGUAUGGAGGCAGUGUGAGUAGAAACAUGCUCUGUGCUGGUGACCUGAACGGAGGCAAGGAUUCCUGUCAGGGUGACAGUGGUGGACCUCUGGUGUGUCAGUCAGGCGACCGUUGGUACUUGACAGGGAUCACGAGUUGGGGGUCUGGCUGUGGAGAGAAAAACAAGCCCGGUGUUUAUACCAACGUCAGAAGUGUUCUGCCCUGGAUCUAUAGCAAGAUGCAGCAAGAGGCGCCAUGAUGUCCCUAUGUCUCCUGCGGGUGGUCUAAUAACCUCCCCUUCACCGAUGAACCAUGCACUAUGAAGCCGUCUCAGGGAGAUGGAUGGACUAACUUACAGAUAAAUUAAAGGGCAUGAAGAGGGCACACCUCCACCUUAAAUUCCAUCAUAACGCCGCAAAUUGCACCCAUAGAAAUCAGUCCACUAAAUCUAUUUUUGCAUCGAGAUCAAUGACUUAUUCCCUGAAUAAUUUAUAAAAACUGUAAGACAAAUGCCCUCGCAAUGUUGUACAAAGUGGGGAAAAAUAUCCAGAAUUUCACCCCUUUCUCUGCAAAAUGUAAUGGGUUCUUUCUUGGCCUGUGUCCCUUCCUUACAAGUGUAAUGCAAAACAAUGGAUUGGGGCGAAAAGGUAGCUAGCCUCCUUGGCGGGGAGGAAAUUAAUUGAUAAGAAGGCACACAGAUGAAGGGGUCGGGGAGAAGUAGCAUCGCAAAAAAGCACAAGCUCAACACAAGCUCAAUCAAUCUUUCUCUAUUUUCUUUACUCAAAUCUGUCCUGUAUACUACCUGACCAAUCAAUUCACACCAUAAUCCAUGCAAUGACACCAGUCUUAAUUCUUUUCCUUCUGUCGCUCAGGGUCUACAUCAUACAGUAUAUAUUUACCUACAGUACGUGUUCAGUGGAACUUAAGGAUGGCUGUACCUUCUGUCAUGUAUUCUGUGCCUAUGAAACAGUCCACGGUACUGUGAUCUCUAUAACUCGUUUGAUAAUGAUACGCUCUAAAAAAAAUGAUUGAUGAUUGUAGAGGUGUGUUCUUCCCCCUCAGGGACACAGCUCCUGUCUUUUACAUGUUAAUCGUUGUUUACCAUACUAAAAUAAAAACUGACACUUUAUGUAUUCACUUGAAAAGAAAGAAAGCAGUGUGACCCUUGACCCCACUUUUAAUGAGCUGGCACUCACACUGUGAAUAUUUUUUUUUUCCGAAUUGACAUUCCUUUUAUGUUGUAUGUCAGUGUGUGUGGGUCAGUGUGUGUGUGUGAGGGUGUUCUCUGUAUCGAAUUUAUGUAGAGUUGCCACGUUGUCUAACAAUAAUGUUUGUCUAAUGAAUGGGAUCAAUGAGUUUUUAACACUGAGCAUAAAAUAACUAAUAAAGAUUAAGGAAAAUCUU